Cuscuta campestris is the source of this 2367-nucleotide messenger RNA. NCBI's taxonomy places the organism in Eukaryota, Viridiplantae, Streptophyta, Magnoliopsida, Solanales, Convolvulaceae. The record is from the annotation of a GenBank genome assembly.
AAUUCAAAUAUCUCAACUCAUAUAUACAUACCACUUUCUUAGCUUCAUCACCCAAACCACAAGAGAGAGAGAGAGAGAAGGGCAUGGCCAUGGGAGAAGAGAAGAAGAAGAGUUCUCUCUCAUCAUAUUAUGUGCGAGGGGCAAUUUUGGGAUUAGCAUUUGUAGUGUUUCUUGGGAAUAUGAUGAUGUGGGCCAUCAUGCCAACCUUCACCUACUACCUCAAAUGGCUCCCCCAUAUUCUUGCUCAUACUCAAUCCACUUUCUUUGGCAUUCAAGGUCCAAUAAUGCUCAACUUCACAUUCCCAAUCUUGUUCAUUGCUGUUAUUGGAUGCUUUUAUAUCCAUCUCGGAAAGGGAGCAACCAAACCAAAUAUUAACCUACAAAGGAAUGAUUGGUUGAAGGCAUUGAGGAAGCCAAACAUUAUAAAGCCACUUGGGAUAGUGACGUGGACUGAGCUUUUCUUCGCAGCCAUGUUUGUGGUUUUGUGUGUUUGGUACUUCGCAGCCUACGUUCAUUACCACUACACUUCCAUCUCCGUCUAUGCUGCCGCCAAAGCCGUCCCAAUGUGGCAAGCAAAGAUAGACAGAGUGGCACUAGUGGCAGGUUUGACCGGAAACAUUUGCUUAACGUUUCUGUUUUAUCCGGUGACCCGAAGGUCGUCCAUCCUCCCAAUGUUGGGCCUGACUUCUGAAGGCAGCAUCAAGUAUCAUAUCUGGUUGGGCCAUGCGGCCAUGAUCCUCUUUACGGCCCAUGGCGUUCUCUAUAUUCUCUUUUGGGCCGUCUCUCACCGUUUACAUGAGAUGGUGAAAUGGGACCCACACUACAUUUCAAAUGUGGCGGGAGAGAUAUCACUGGUGAUGGGAUUAAUAAUGUGGGCAACAACAUAUACCCCAAUAAGGCGAAAGAUGUUUGAGCUCUUCUUCUACACCCACUACCUCUACAUUGGGUUCAUCCUUUUCUUCACCCUCCACACCGGCUUCUUCUACGCCUGCAUCAUGCUCCCUGGUUUUUACCUCUUCCUCGUCGACCGGUACCUCAGGUUUUUACAGUCCAGGCAAAACGUUUGCCUCCUCUCCGCCCGUCUCCUUCCAUGCCAAACUUUUGAGCUCAACUUCUCCAAGACCCCCGGUUUGAAAUAUAAUCCCACAAGCAUCAUGUUCAUAAAUGUGCCCACCAUGUCAAAGUUGCAAUGGCAUCCUUUUACCAUCACAUCCAAUUGUAAUAUGGAAGAGGACACAAUGAGUGCCAUUGUCAAAUGUGAAGGAAGUUGGACCAAGAAGCUUUUUGAUCUUAUGUCUUCUCCUUCACCACUUGACUCCCUUCAAGUCUCAGUUGAAGGACCAUAUGGACCUGCACAAACUGAUUUUCUAAGGCAUGAUGUGUUAGUGAUGAUAAGUGGAGGAAGUGGGAUAACCCCUUUCAUAUCCAUCAUCAAAGAAGUCAUUAUAUCCUCAUCCCAAAACCAAAAAACCCCCAAACUUGUACUCAUAGCCAUCUUCAAAAGCUCAUCACAUCUCUCCACAUUGGACCUUCUCCUCCCCCUCUCAACCACAACUCCUCCAACCAUUCCCAACCAUCUUGACAUCCAAAUUGAGGCCUACAUAACUAGAGAAACCAAGCCAACAACCCCGCAAAAACCCAAACCGGUUCGGACGGUUCGGUUCAAACCUAGAGCCUCAGACACGCCAAUAUCGCCCGUCUUGGGCCCACACGGGUGGCUCUGGCUAGCGGCGAUCAUCUCGGCUUCGUUCCUCGUCUACCUUCUCCUUGUCGGAGUACUUUACCAGUACUACGUGUACCCAAUGGACCAUGGGACCAACCUGGUUUUCCCAUACCACACAAGGGCAUUGCUGAACUUGUUGUUCAUGUGCUUUGGCAUUGGUGUCUCAGCCAGUGCAGCUUUCUUGUGGAACAAGAAGAAGAUGGCUAUGGAGGCUAAUAAGAAGAUUCUAGAAACUGGAGAUUCCUCAUCUUUAGGCUCUGGCCAUGACGAUCAUCAAGAACUGGAAAGCUUCCCUGCUCAAUCUCUCAACAAGAUGAUUAACACUCAUUACUGCACAAGACCUGACCUCAAGAGAAUUAUAACGGAAAUAAAAGGGUCGAGUGUGGGAGUGCUUGCCUCCGGACCAAAGACUCUGAGGCACGAUGUUGCCGCCAUUUGUUCUUCUGGCCUUCUCAAUAACGUCACCUUUGAGUCAAAUAGUUUCAACUGGUGAUUAAUUGAUUAGUGUAUUAAAUAUUACAGUAUUAGUGUGAGUACUGUAUUUUUGUUUCUUAAUAAUUUAAAGUACACACAUAUUUCAUUCUCUAAACGUGGAGCGUUGUGUAUAUAUAUUUGUGGGUGGAAAAUAAUGACCCUACUAGAUG